This is a messenger RNA of Talaromyces proteolyticus, 564 nucleotides long. Its product is annotated as putative FAD-dependent oxygenase. The transcript has a single exon. The annotation marks the transcript as partial. The record is from RefSeq and is a predicted model, not a curated record. Lineage: Eukaryota; Fungi; Ascomycota; Eurotiomycetes; Eurotiales; Trichocomaceae.
CCCACAAGCUAUAAACUUGGACUCCAUGUAAUCCGAUUCCUUAUUAAUAUCCAAAACUACAAUCCCCAAGCGCAACGGGAGGUAUAUGAGCUUUUUGCCAAAGAAACCUCCGAAACACCAGAAUUCAGAAACUCAUUUUUCAUGUUUGAGGGCUAUCCCCCUUCUGGAGUCAAGGCCAUUCCUAGUGAGUCCACUGCCUUUCCACAUCGAGAUGAUAAUAUCCUCAUCGCUCCUGUGAUUGUCUACGAUAACAAAGCAAAGAAUCCAGAACUAGAUGCGAAGGCAAUCGCUUUUAGAGAGAAAUUGCGUCAGAUUUUAUUCGCAGCCAGCGACCAGACAGAAUUACACGCGUACACUAACUACGCAGCUGGAGGUGAUAAAAAGGAGAAUUGGUACGGGUUUGAACCGUGGAGACUGCAGAAAUUGGAAGCCCUCAAAAAGAAGUAUGACCCGGAAGGCAAGUUCAACUACUACGCCUCUUGGUUUCCUCGUGUAGACCAAAUAUUGGAUCCUUCUCGGAGCGUCACUUUCAUGUAUGCGAUGUACUUCAAACAGGCAGCAUAA